Messenger RNA from Acytostelium subglobosum LB1, 606 nucleotides. RefSeq lists its product as hypothetical. Gene Ontology annotation, molecular function: GTP binding; GTPase activity. The transcript is spliced from 4 exons. Lineage: Eukaryota; Evosea; Eumycetozoa; Acytosteliales; Acytosteliaceae. The coding region runs from base 1 to 606 and encodes 201 amino acids. The record is from RefSeq and is a predicted model, not a curated record.
AUGGAGGAUAAGAAUUAUAAAGUAUUAUUGAUUGGAGAUAGUGAUGUUGGAAAGACAUCAAUUGUAAAGAGAUUCUCUGAUGACACAUUCGAUGAUGAUAUCUUAUGUACUAUAGGUGUGGAGUUUAAGAUGAAGUCGGUAGAGGUCGAGGGCAAGACAGUCACUCUAUGUAUAUGGGAUACAGCUGGUCAGGAGAAGUUUAGAGCAUUGAUUAGUUCAUACUAUCGUGGUGCACAUGGUAUAAUAUUGACAUACGAUGUAACAAAGAGAGAAUCAUUCAAGAAUCUACAGUAUUGGUUGAAUGAGGUUGAGACAUUCGCCACAAGACCAAAUGUUGUAAAGUUAUUGGUUGGAAACAAGAUUGAUAAGGAGAACAGAGAGGUAUCACGUGAGGAAGGUUUGGAGUUUGCCAAGAGCAAGGCGAUGUUCUUCAUAGAGUGCAGUGCCAAGACCAAGAUUGGCAUCCAACAGGCUUUCGAAGAGUUGGCUCACAAGAUACUCGAGACACCAUCACUCACCGAUGACAAUGAUAACAAACGUGGAAAGGUCAAGACAGUAUCAUCAGAUGAGGAGUCUCAACAGCAAGGAGGUGCAUGUGGAUGCUAG